Messenger RNA from Drechmeria coniospora, 1854 nucleotides. Its product is annotated as phosphatidate cytidylyltransferase. The transcript has 6 exons. The record is from RefSeq and is a predicted model, not a curated record. The coding region runs from base 1 to 1854 and encodes 617 amino acids. Gene Ontology annotation, molecular function: phosphatidate cytidylyltransferase activity. Lineage: Eukaryota; Fungi; Ascomycota; Sordariomycetes; Hypocreales; Ophiocordycipitaceae. Gene Ontology annotation, cellular component: endoplasmic reticulum membrane.
AUGCGUAGCGACGACAAUGCCAUCUCGCCCGACGCACGCACCAUCCUUUGCUGCGCCGCCUUCUCUCCUCCAAACUUCCCUCGUCGUCUCUCCUUCCCUCUCUCCUCCCCUCCCCUCCCCUCCCCUCUCCUCCUCUUCGCCUCGCCUCUCCUCUUUGCCUGGCCUCUCCUGUUUGCCUCGCCCCUCCUCUUUGAUUCGUCCCUCCUCUUUGCCUCGCCCCUCCUCUUUGCCUCGCCUCUCCUCUUUGCCUCGCCUCUCUUCUUUGCCUCGCCCCUCCUCUUUGCCUCGCCUCUCCUCUUUGCCUCGCCUCUCCUCUUGCCAGGCCUCUCCUCUUUGCCUCGCCUCUACACUUCUACCCUCGACCCCUCUCGCCGUCAUUCUUCCCGUCCGCUACGCAACCUCGCGACCAUGGCCAGGCCAAGGAGGGGAGUUCGCUUCCCGCACGCCAACGGCCAGUCCGGCGGCGCCGACGGUCGUCGGUCGAGCUUGAGCGGCAGCGAGGAUGGCUCCCCCACGAGCACGAGGGCCAAGGCGCCCGCACCGAUGGAGUCGGUCGAGGAGGUGCGUCCUGUUCGGCGUCGACCCGUCGAGUUGUCCGACGAUGCCGCUAACCACGAGCCACGGACCCGACAGACGCCGCCGACGCCCGAGGAAGAAUAUCGGAAGAAAAAGGCCAACUUCAUGACGCGCACCUUUUGGACCUUGGGCAUGCUCGCCAUCUUCUUCGGCGCCCUCUUCAUGGGCCACAUCUACAUCAUCACCAUCAUCACGGCCGUCCAGAUCAUCUCCUUCAAGGAGGUCAUCGCCAUCGCCAACGUGCCCAGCCGCGCCCGCUCCAUCCGGUCGACCAAGAGCCUCAACUGGUACUGGCUCGCCACCACCAUGUAUUUUCUCUACGGCGAAAGCGUCAUCUACUACUUUAAGCAUGUCGUCCUCGUCGAUCGCGUCCUGCUGCCGCUGGCCACGCACCACCGCUUCAUCAGCUUCAUCCUCUACGUUUUUGGCUUCGUCUCCUUUGUCGCCACCCUCAAGGCGGGCAACUACAAGUUUCAGUUUACCAACUUUGCCUGGACGCACAUGGCCCUCUAUCUCAUCGUCGUCCAGGCCCACUUCGUCAUGAACAACAUUUUCGAGGGCAUGAUCUGGUUCUUCCUGCCGGCCGCCCUCGUCAUCACCAACGACAUCUUCGCCUACAUCUGCGGCAUCGCCUUUGGCCGCACCCAGCUCAUCAAGCUCUCGCCAAAGAAGACGGUCGAAGGCUUCGUCGGCGCCUGGGUCAUGACCCUCGUCUGGGCCAUGGUGCUCGUGAACCUGAUGCUUCGCUCCAAGUACUUUAUCUGCCCCGUCAACGACCUCGGCGCCACCAUCUUCACGGGUCUCGAGUGCGACCCGAACCCCGUGUUCGUCCCUCGCACCUACCACCUGCCCUCGCACUUCUUCUUCCUCCCGGCCGGUACAAACAUCAGCCUGCGGUUCGCGCCCAUGCAGCUGCACGCCGUCGUGCUCGCCACCUUUGCCUCCCUCAUCGCUCCCUUUGGCGGCUUCUUCGCCUCCGGCCUCAAGCGGACCUUCAAGAUCAAGGACUUUGGCCACUCGAUCCCCGGCCACGGCGGCAUGACGGACCGCAUGGACUGCCAGUUCAUCAUGGGAUUCUUCGCCUACAUGUACUACCACACCUUCAUCGCCCUGCACAAGGUGACGCUGGGGUCCGUGCUGGAGACGGCCAUCACGAGCCUCAACCCCGAGGAGCAGAUCGAGCUCGUCAAGGGCAUGGCCCGCUAUCUCGGGAACCAAGGCAUCGUGCCGGAGCAGUUUCUCGACUGCAUCGACAAGACGAUCAUCUCCAGCACAUGA